This is a messenger RNA of Nerophis lumbriciformis (worm pipefish), 5194 nucleotides long. RefSeq names its product pleckstrin homology domain containing, family H (with MyTH4 domain) member 2 (gene plekhh2). The record is from RefSeq and is a predicted model, not a curated record. Lineage: Eukaryota; Metazoa; Chordata; Actinopteri; Syngnathiformes; Syngnathidae. Gene Ontology annotation, biological process: negative regulation of actin filament depolymerization. Gene Ontology annotation, cellular component: cytoplasm; cytoskeleton. Gene Ontology annotation, molecular function: actin binding.
UCCCAACGUUUGCCUAAAACUUUUCGGAAAGUGGACAAAUAUGUUGUCUUUUUAAGUUGAAAUUGUUAAACGGGAAUAUUUAAAGUUUAUUGAAGCUGGCGUUGACAUGUCGCGAAGUGGCGUUCUAUCAUAUUUCCAUUAGAGACCAAGCAGUAUGGCAGAAGGCGAGGAGACCAUGAGUCAGGAGGACUGGAAGGACAAGUGCAUGGUCCUCGAAGCUCUGCUCAUGAAGUUCAGGGUUCAGAUCAUCAAAAUUAGAGAGCUCACUGCUGACAAGAUUCAACAACUGGAAAGGCAGGUGACCGAGUCAGAAAAACGAGCUUUUACCGCUCAGCAGCAGUUACAAUGGACGGAGGACAAGCUGAAGGCUCCAGACGGUCAGUCUGAAAACUCAGAGAAGCUUUUAUUUCAGCGCUGCCAAGAGCUACAAGCUUUAGUGCAGGAAAAAGAAGGCAUCAUCAACCAUCUUGAACAGCAACUUGAAGAGCAGACACAGUCAAGACUUCAAGAUGCCAAGACAGUAGAGGAGAAAGCGGCUAAAAUCAAGGAAUGGGUGAUGCUGAAGUUGUCAGAGUUUGAGGUGGAGAAUGCUGCUCUAAGAGAAACCAACAAGCAACAGGACACUCAAAUUAUGGAGUUAGAGAAGAAAAUAGAAGAAUUCGAGCAGAAGUACUCUAGUGGACGUGUUGUACUUUGCAGGCCGGGUGAAGCCCAGCGUGUCAGCAGCCUGACGUUUGGCUGCUUUCAGGUUAGAGGGAAAAGCCCGCGUCUCAUAACUGGACCUUCACCCUCCCAGAGGAGCCUAAGCACCCCGGAAGAGACAAAAGACAUGGGAAAUAUGCAGUCAUCAUCCACUGAUGCUGAACUCCGUAGCCCAAAUCAAAACAGACUCCUGGAUAGUCCCCCAGAAGAGAACCAGACCAGUAAUACAUUAGAGUUUGGAGAUGGUAGGCCAGAGUCUUGUAGUGUUUCCUCAGUGCUCUCCAGUGCUGAGGGAGGAGGAGGGUGUGAGGUCAAAGAAGAAGGCACGGCCACUGUUAUGGAGUUAAGUCGUGUUGGGAGCGAGGCCUACCUGACUGCCUCAGAUGACAGCAGCUCUCUGUUUGACGACGACAUGCAGCGAGUAGAGCGAACCAGCUUCAAUCUGCUGGGAGGAGCCUCAGACGGGGCCCCUGCAGGGUGUAAAAUGAGGGAGGACUGCAACUCUGAGGAGCUCAACAAACGAUUCCAGUCACAGACGCUUGACUCAUCAUCCUCAUCCAGUGAACCUAAGACUCCCAGCCCCAUCCUCACGCCAGCUCUCACUCCUAAACGUCCCAACCCACCCCAGGACUUUAGAGACAAGCCAGCCUCACCCAAGCAACCCCGACUGCGGACCCCAACAGGUUUGGGUUUGAUGCAAGUAGUUAUGGCUAAGAAACACCUGAGCCAACCAUCCGUCAGCACAGAGGCUGCACACGGACAAACACGUAACGCUCUUAGCAUGCUACGCUCACUCCGGCCACAGGAAACAGACCUUGACCAAGGCGAGGAGGUCGGCAUGGAAACGGGCAAGGUUCCACCCCCGCAGAUCCGCCACGGCUCUCGCGCCAAACCCGCAAUGCUUUCCAUACAGGCCACACCCGUCCCUUCUGAUGGUUGUCUCGAAAUAACCUUAGACAGUCACAGUUCACCUCCUACACCCCCUUUACACAGACUCCCCUCCUGGGAGAGUCGCAUCUAUGCAGUGGCUAAAUCAGGAAUAAGGCUGUCUGAGACAUCCUACACAGACUCAGCUAGCAAAGACUCCUCGUUGCAAUCCUCUUAUCCGGCCUUUGAAAUGUACACAUCCCUGGUUUAUAAAAACAUGAGCACACCAGUAUACACUACUCUGAAGGGAAAGGCCACUCUGCUGAGCAGCAGUCCGUUCUCAGAUGAGUCCUCCAGCUCAGAGGAGUCGUCCAGUUCAGGAGAAGAAGAUGGUUCCUUUUGCAGCUCUCACAACUCCUCCAGCUCUCACAAGGACAGUAUCCCAGGCAGCCCACGCUCUCUAAAAAGAGCGGUGUCCGUGUCUUCAAUGGCAUCAGAAUGCGACUACGCCAUUCCACCUGAUGCCUAUUCCACCGAUACCGAGUGCUCUGAACCAGAACAGAAACUCCCCAAAACUUGCUCCUUGGCUCGAGACAACUGCAAGACCGAAUCAAUGGAGAAAUCAGGUUACCUGCUGAAAAUGGUGAAGACUUGGAAGAAAACCUGGAAGAGACGCUGGUUCGUCUUGAAAGAUGGAGAGCUCCUCUACUACAAAUCCCCAAGCGAUGUGAUAAGGAAACCUCAAGGUCAGAUUGAGCUCAACGCCACCAGCAACAUUGCACGUGGAGAAGGAAAACAAGUACUCCAGAUAGUUACAGGGAAGCGAGUGUACUAUCUCAAAGCAGACUCCCCUAACCUGCUGGAUGAAUGGCUCAGAGUACUGCAGGCUGUGCUGAGAGUCAAAGCUGCAAGUCCACUCUUCACUCAGCCGGAUAUGCGGCCCACCAUGAAGGGACAUCUUAUCAAGGUAAAACAUGGCUACUCUAAGCGGGUUUGGUGUGCUUUGAUUGGCAAAACGCUAUACUACUUUCGCAGUCAGGAGGACAAGUUUCCACUUGGUCAGAUUAAGGUUUGGGAUGCCCAAGUGGAGGAGGUGGACAGGUCUCAGGACUCCGAUGAUGACCUGAAAGCAUGUGUGGACAGCUUACCGGUAGUUUCCUUCACCAUCGCCAUUCACCCGCAGGAUCAAGAACCAACUUACCUGCUCAUUGAGUCUCGCCAUGAAAAGGCCUCGUGGUUGUACCAUCUGAGUGUCGCAGCAGCAACCAUGAUGGGAAAAGUCGGCACUGAAUUUGAGCAAUUGGUGGGGAAACUCUUCCAACAGAAUGGAGAUCCAAACUCACAGAUCUGGCGACACCCAAUGUUGUCUUUCAGUAAGGAAGCUCUGUCGUCUCCUCUCACCACGGUGCCUUCACAGGCCCUGCAAACAGAGGCUGUCAAACUCUUUAAGACUUGUCAGCUGUUCAUCAAUGUGGCUAUCGAUGCCCCAGCCAUCGACUAUCAUGUCUCUCUCGUUCAGAGUGCCCAGCAGGUGUGUCUGACCCACCCGGAGUUACAAAAUGAGUUUUUCUGCCAGCUCAUUAAGCAGACCCGAAGGAGACAGCCGCCCAGCCAGCAAGGACCCGUGCAGGGAUGGCAGUUUUUAGCCUUGUGUGUUGGACUCUUUCUGCCUCAGCAGCCUUUCCUUUGGCUGCUCCAAGUUCAUCUUAAUAGACACGGAGAGUCCAGGACUGAGGUGGGUAAAUAUGCCAUCUACUGCCAGCGUUCAAUGGAGCGCACCCAGCAGAAAAGCGAGAGACAAGCCAGAGCGUCCCGUAUGGAGAUCCUGUCUAUUCUCCUCAGAAAUCCCUACCACCACUCCCUGCCCUUUAGUGUGCCUGUUCACUUCCUCAAUAACACGUAUCAGGUGGUGGGCUUUGAUGCAUCGACCACAGUGGAUGAGUUCCAGUGUCGUCUCAACCAGGACACCGGCAUGAGAAAAACAGGGCUGUCUGGCUUCAGCUUGUACACUGAUGACCCUACUGGUCGAGAGCUAGAACAUUGCCUCCACCAGGGAAGCAUCAAGAUUUGUGAUAUUAUUUCCAAAUGGGAGCAAGCUUCUAAAGAGCAGCACUCUGGCAAGUCAGAAAAUACCAGAACAGUCCGCCUUACCUACAAGAACAGGUUGUACUUCUCUAGCCAGGUGAGGGGAGAGUCAGAGAGGGAAAGGUUGUUGCUGGCCUAUCAGACCAAUGAGGCCAUCGUAGCAGGACACUUCCCUGUCAACAAGGAACUGGCUCUGGAAAUGGCUGCAUUACUCGCCCAGGUGGAGUUUGGGGAUUUUGAACGCCCCUUCUUGCCUCCCGGACCCGUUCAAACUAAAUCCAACCAGACCUUGAAACAGGUUCUGGAUAGGUUCUACCCUAAACACUACCGCCGGAUUACAUCAGAGGACCAUCUUAGACAACUGCUCCAGCGUCUCUCUGCUCGCUGGGCCUCGCUCAGGGGUAGAACUUUAUCUGAGUGUGUCAGGAUUUAUCUGACUGUUGCUAAGAAGUGGCCUUUCUUUGGUGCCAAACUUUUUGAAGCAGAGUCCAUCACUGCUUCUCCAGAGACAGCAGCACAUGUUUGGCUGGCAGUUAAUGAAGAUGGUGUCAGCAUUUUGGAGCACAACUCUAUUAAACUACUGGUGACUUACGCCUACAAAAGUGUGAUGACAUUUGGAGGCUGCAAACAGGACUUCAUGCUGGUUGUGGCACAGAACAACUGUAACAACACCAUCAAAGACAAACCUUCAGAGAAACAUACGUUUGCCAUGGACAUGUCCAAGAUCAGAGAGAUGACCCUCCUCAUCUCCAGCUACAUCAAUAGUGCUCAUCAGCAGAAGGCCGCAGCACAUCACCUCUCUGCUCCCGCUCUGAUGCUGGCCCAGCAUGUCAGCCUGAAGAGCAAAGAGCUGAGGAGCAAGUCUCCGCCAGCGCCGGAACAUCCCAGGAAAACCCCCACCUUGUUGUGACCACCAUUGAGCUGAGCUUUUCUAGAACAGGUCACGUCUCUGCGCUCACUGCAGGUGGCACUCCAGCGUGUCCCACUCACACGAUGUCUGGGAGUUGAUUGCCUUACAUUUUAACCGCUCGAAAGAGAGAUUUAUGAGUUUUAUAGGUACAAAGGUGAAACCGGCUCUGGAGCAUUUUUGUCUUCCUUAUGAGUGUGGCUGGCAAGUGUGCAGAAAAGUCAACACAACUCUGUUUACUGAUUGACCAAGCUCGUGUUUUCCAUUUCAUUCAUCUCUGCUGUCUGCUGCGUUUUGGGUUACAGAUGCUGUUUAGGAAAACCCUUGCAUUAACAAAUAGCUGAAAAGAAUACAUUAAUGCUAUUUUAAUGUUUUGCAUCUAUUUGUCGAGUUGCAAAAAAUGCAAGACUGCAGCGGGCCACAACAUGUAGCUAUAUCUGCUUAAUCUAGUUUGAUCCAUAUAAUACAUCACCAAUCUUGUCUUUUUAAAGAUAAUAAUGCACAUGAUUCUCACAGAAGUAUUUAUUUCACAAGAAGUUGUAGAAUGGCUGCAUCAUACCAACAUGUCUUUGAUACGGGGGCAAAUGUGCAGCAAUGUCCAAACACUCCUAAGACAGACAUGUUCCAAGACCA